CACACACACACACACACACACACACACACACACACACACACACACACACACACACACCUGGAGGCUUCUGAGGGGAGGACAGCUCAUAAUAAUGUCCAGAAUGGAAUGGCAUCAAACCCCCCCAUAAAAUAAAAAACAUUCGUUUGAAUACAUUCCAUUGACUCCAUUCUAGACAUUAUAAUGAGGCGUCCGCCCGUCAGCAGUCUCCACUGACACACACACUCCAGAGGGUCAGAUACCAACUAGAUGUAGAAAUGCAGCUGUCUCUUAGCACUAGUCAUGUGUUUGUUGAUGUAUGUUGGUGUCACGCCCUGACCUUAGUUAUCUAUGUUUUCUUUAUUCUUUUGGUUAGGUCAGGGUGUGACUAGGGUGGGUAUGCUAGUUUUGAAUUGUCUAGGGUUUUUGUAAGUCUAGGGGUUUUAGUAGGUCUAGGUAUUUGUAAGUCUAUGGUGGCCUGAUUAUGGUUCCCAAUCAGAGGCAGCUGUUUAUCGUUGUCUCUGAUUGGGGACCAUAUUUAGGGAGCCAUUUCUCUUGGGUAUUUGUGGGUUCUUGUCUAUGUGUAGUUGCAUGUCAGCACUCAUUUGUAUAGCGUCACGGUUUGUUUUGUUCGAUGUUCAUUCUUGUAAUAAAGAAGAAUGUACGCAUACCACGCUGCGCCUUGGUCUCCUCCUUUUGACGGCCGUGACAGUUGGUCAUAGUCUUGGACACUUCCUGCUUGAAGACAAGCUUUCACCUUUAGCUCUUUGAAGUCUGAGUUGUUCUACUUUGGAAUUGUACAGAUCACAUCAGCAUCCCUUUCUAAAGGAUCAUCUGUUGUAUCUGUUGUACACUCCAAUUGGAAUUGCCUCACUUUGUUAUGUCAUAGAUUUAAAUCAGUUAUCAUGUUGGAACUUGCUGUCAGAACACCUUACAGUGUUAACCCGACCACAAGGCACUACAGAGGCUAUUGUGUACGGCCCAGUACUGCCAUCCAGGACCUCUAUACCAGGCAGUGUCAGAGGUAGGCCCUAAAAAAUUUCAAGACUUCAGCCACCAUAGACUAUUCUCUCUGCUACCGCAAGGCAAGUGGUACCGAUGCACCAAGUCUGGAACCAACAGGACCCUGAACAGCUUCUACCCCCCAAGCCAUAAGACUGAUAAAUAGUUAGUUAAGUAGUUAACCAAUAGCUACCCGGACUAUCUGAGUUAACCCUUUAUGCACUCUUUACUGUUUAUCAUUUACUCUGUUGCCUAGUCACUUUAUCCCUACAUAUAUGUACGUACAUUUGGGGCUCCCGAGUGGCGCAGAGGUCUAAGGGUAGAGGUGUCACUACAGAACCUGGUUUGAUUCCAGGCUGUAUCCCAACUGGCCGUGAUUGGGAGUCCCAUAGGGCGGCUCAUAAUUGGCCCAGCGUCGUCCGGGUUUGGCCGGUGUAGGCCGUCAUUGUAAAUAAGAAUUUGUUCUUAACUGACUUGCCUAGUUCAAUAAAGGUUAAAUAAAUUAUGACCUUGUACCCCUGCACAUCGACUCGGUACUGGUUCCCCGUAUAUAUAGCCAUGGUAUCAUUACUCAUUGUGUAUUUAUUCCUUGUGCUAUUAUUUGUCUAUUACUUAUAUUUUCUGUCUGUCUGUAUUGUGGGAUAGGACCGGUAAAUAAGUAUUUCACUGUUAGUCAACACCUGUUGUUUACGAAGCAUGUGACAAAUAAUAUUUUAUUUUAUUUGAUAAUUGAUUCAAUGCAUAAUGAAGGCUUAAUCAAUACUAUUUUUAAUAAUUUAUCUCUGUCUACAUCUUAUCAAAGCUUGAAUAGUGCCAGGUGGGAUUAGUUUGGAAGGAUUGGAAUGUCUUGUUUCAGAAUGUCAUGGAAAGUGUUAUGUUAGUCAAUAGCUGUGGAUAGAUCUUGUUAAACAACCGUGCUGAGGUCCAGGCUAAGGUGCCCUUCGUCUAAACUGGAAUGACACUAAUGCAGCACAAGGGUGAACUGGUAUUUUUCCACAGUCCCUGCCACCAGACACCUACCCAGCUGGACAGCUUAGCUCAGUGCAGUGCAGUGCAGAGCAGGGUAGGGUGGAGAAAAAGGGGCCAUCACUAAUGUCACUGUCAAUAUACUUGAUCUGUGCUUGAUUGAGCUUGUCUGUUGCAAUGGAACCAAAAGAAAUGUUUAAAAAAUGGCAAACCCCACCACAGACAACACAAUUAAGUAUUUUAUUUUAAUCCCACUUGGUUAUCAAAAAAAACAGUACAACAGGCAGACAGAUCAUUUGUUUUCAGAGGAGAGUAGCAAAUGAUUAAUUUAUAAGUGUCUUGAAAGCGAGAGGGAGAUAGUGGUUAAUCAACAGCUAAAGGGGGGUAGUGGGUUAAUUGACAACUAAAGCGAGAUAGCUAGAGGGAGACUGUGGAUUUAUUGCUAGCUAGAGGGAAUCAGUGGUUUUAUUGCCAGCUAAAGGGAGAUCGUGUGUGUAUUGACAGAUAGAGGGAGAUAGUGGAUUUAUUGAUAAACUAAAGCGAGAUAGCUAGAGGGAGACUGUGGAUUUAUUGCCAGCUAGAGGGAAUCAGUGCUUUUAUUGCCAGCUAGAGGGAGAUCGUGUGUUUAUUGACUGAUAAAGGGGGAUAGUGGGUUUCUUGACUAGAUGGAGACAGUGGGUUUAUUGACAGCUACAGGGAGAUAACUACAGGGAGAUAGCAAGAGGGAGACAGCUAGAGGGACAUAACUAGAAGGAGAUAGCUAGAGGGAGAUAGUGGAUUUAUUGACAGCUAGAUGGAGGGAACUAUAGGGUGAUAUCUAGAGUGAGAUAGCUACAGGGAGAUAGCAAGAGGGAGACAGCUAGAGGGAGACAGCUAAAGGGAGACAGCUAGAGGGAAAUUGCUAAAGGGAGACAUAAAGAGGGAGGUACUAGGUUUUUUGACAGCUAGAGGGAGACAGCUAGAGGGAGAUAGUAGGUUUAUUGACAGCUAGAGGGAGAUAUGUAUUAGAUCGUGGGUUUAUUGACAGACAGAGGAAGAUAGCUAAAGGAUAUAGUGGGUUUACUGAUAACUACAAGGAGUGAGUGGAUUUAUUGAUAGUGGGUUUAUUGACAGCUAAAGGGAUACAUUGAGUUUAUUGACAGCUAGGGGGAGAUAGCUACAGGGAGAUAGCUAUCGGGAGACAGCUAGAGGGAGACAGUGGGUUUAUUGACAGCUAGUGGGAGACAUUGAGUUGAUUGACAGCUAUAGGGAGAUAGCUACAGGGAGACAGCUACAGGGAGAUAGUGAGUUUAUUGACAGCUAGAGGGAGAUAGGAUAGUGGGUUUACCGUCAGUUAAAUGGAGAUAGCUAGAUGGAGAUGUGUAUUCACAGCUAUGUGGAGAUAGCUACAGGGAGAUAGCUACAGUGAGACAGCUAGAGGGAGAUAGUGGGUUUAUUGACAGCUAUAGGGAGAUAGGAUAGUGGGUUCACUGACAGAGGGAGAUAGCUAGAGGGAGAUAGUGGGUUUAUUGACAGCUAGAUGGAGACAGUGGGUGUAUUGACAGCUAGAGGGAGACAAUGUGUUUUCUUGACAGCUAGAGGGAGAUAGCUAGAGGGAGAUAGUGGGUUUAUUGACAGCUAGAAGGAGACAGUGGGUUUAUUGACAGCUAGAAGGAGACAGUGGGUUUAUUGACAGCUAGAGGGAGACAGUGCGUUUCUUGACAGCUAGAGGGAGAUAGCUGCAGGGAGAUAUCUAGAUGGAGACAGCUAUAGGGGGAUAGCUAGAGGGAUUUAGUUAAAAGAAGAUGGUGGAUGUAUUGACAGAUAGAGGGCGACAGCUAGAGGGAGAUAGCUAGAGGGAGACAGUUAGUUUAUUGACAGCUUGAGGGAGAUAGCAACACAGAGAUAACUAGAGGGCGUUAGCUAGAUGAGGAUAGUAGGUUUAUUGACAGCUAAAGGGAGAUAGUGGAUUUAUUGACAGCUAGAAGGAGACAGUGGGUUUAUUGACAGCUAGGGGUAAAUAGAGGGUUUAUUGACAGCUGGAGGGAGAUAGUGGAUUUAUUGACAGCUAGAGGGAGAUAGUGGGUUUAUUGACAGCUAAAAGGAAAUAGUGGGUUUAUUGACAGCUGGAGGGAAAUGGUGGGUUUAUUGACAGCUGGAGGGAGAUGGUGGGUUUAUUGACAGCUAGAGGGAGAUAGUGGGUUUAUUUACAGCUAUAGGGAAAUAGUAUGUUUAUUGACAACUAGAAGGAGAUAGCUAGAGGGAGAUAGCUAUAGGGAGAUUGUGGGUUUCUUGACCGCUGGAUUGAGAUAGCUAGAGGGAGACAGCUAGAGGAAGAUAGCUAGAAGUAGACAGCUAGAGGGAGAUAGCUAGUUGGAAAUAGAAAAAGAGAGAUAAUUAAUUGACAGCUAUGGGGAUAUAGCUAGAGGGUAAUAGUAGGUUUAUAAACAACUAGUGGCAAAUAGUUACAGGGAGACAGUGGGUUUAUGGACACCUAGAGGGUGAUAGCUAGAGGUAAAUAGCUAGAGUGAGAUAGUGGCUGUAUUGACAGCUGGAGGGAGAUAGCUAGAGUUAGAUAUCUACAGGGAGAUAGCUAGAGGGACACAUAGCCAGAGGGAGAAAGCUAGAGGGAGAUAUUGUUUUUUGACAGCUAUAGGGAGAUAGCUAGAGGAGAUAGGGUGUAAUUAACACCUAGAGUUAAAUAGCUAGAGGGAGAUUGUGGUUUUAUUGACAACUAGAUGCAGAUAGUUAGAGGGAGACAGUGUGUUUAUUGACAGCUGAAGGGAGAUAGUGGGUUUAUUGACAGCUAUAAGGAGACAUUGGGUUUAUUGAUAGCUAUAGGGAUAUAUUUAGAGAGAGAAAGUGGGUUUAUUGACAGCUAGAGGGAGAUAGUGGGUUUAUUGACAACUAGAGGUAGAUAGCUAGACAGAGAUAGUAGGUUUAUUGACAGCUAGAGGGAGAUAGAGGGUUUAUUGACAGGUAGAGGGAGAUAACUAGAAUGAGAUAUUGGUUUUAUUGACAGCGAUAGGGAGAUAGUUAGAGGGAGAAAGUGGGCUCAUUGACAGCUAGUGUGAGAAAGCUAGAGGGAGCUAGCUAGAGGUAGAUAGCUAGAUGGAUACAGCUAAAGGGAGACCGCUAGAGGGAAAUAGUUAAAGAGAGAAAGUGAAUUAAUUGACAGCUAGGGGGAUCUAACUAGAGGGUGAUAGUGGGUGUAUUGACAGCUAUAUAGAUAUAGUUAAAGGGAGAAAGUGGGCUUAUUGACAGCUAGAGUGAGAUAGCUAGGGGGAGAUAGUGUUUUAUUGACAGAUAAAGAGAUAUGGUGGAUUUAUUUACAGCUAGAGGGAGAUAGCUAGAGGGAGUUAGUGGGUAUUUUGACAGCUAGAGGAAGAUAGUGGGUUUAUUGACAGAUAAAGGGUUUAUUGACAGCUAGAGGGAGAUAGUGGGUUUAUUGACAGCUAGAGGGAGAUAGUGGGUUUAUUGACAGCUAGAGGGAGAUAGUGGGUUUAUUGGCAGCUAGAGGGAGAUUGUGGGUUUAUUGACAAUUAGAGGGAGAUAGUGGGAUUAUUGACAACUUGAUGGAGAUUGUUAGUGCUAGGUAGGUUCUGGCCUUUCUAGGGAGUUUUAGAGAGAUAGUGGAUGUAUUGACAGCUAGGGGGAAAUAGCUACAGAGAGAUAGUGAGUUUAUUGACAGCUUGAAGGAGAUUGGAUAGUGGGUUUAUUGACCGCUAGAUGGAGUUAGCUAGAGGGAGAUAGUGGGUUCAUUGACAGCUAGAGGGAGAUAGUUGGUUUAUUGACAGCUUAAGGGAGAUCGUGGAUUUCUUGGGAGCUAGAGGGAGACAGCUCCAGGGAGAUAGCUAGAGGGAGAUUGUGGUUUUAUUGACUGAAUGAUGGAGAUAGCUAGAGGUAGAUAGUGGUUUUAUUGACAGCUAGAGAGAUAUAGCUAGAGGGAGAUAGUGGGCUUAUUGACAGCUGAAGGGAGAUAGCUAGAGGGAGAUAGUAGUUUUACUGUCAGCUAGCGGGAGAUAGCUACAGGGAGAUAGUGGGAUUAUUGACAAUUAGAGGGAGAUAGUGGGUUUAUUGAUAACUAGAUGGAGAUAGUUAGAGCGAGGUAGGCUCUGACCAUUCUAGGGAGUUUUAGGGAGUUUUUCCUAGCCACUGUGCUUCUACAUCUGCAUUGCUUGCUGUUUGAGGUUUUAGGCUGUGUUUCUGUACAGCACUUUGUGACAUCGGCUGAUGUAAAAAGGGCUUUAUAAAUAGAAUUGGAUUUAUGGAUGUAGAAGCUAGAGGGAGACACUAUGUUAAUUGACAGCUAGAGGGAGAUAGUGGGUAUAUUGACAGCUAAAAGGAGAUAGCUAGAGGGAGAGAGUGGGUGUAUUGACAGGUAGAGGGAGAUAUAUACAGGGAGAUAGCUAGAGGGACACAGCUAGAGGGAGAUAGCUCGAGGGAGUUAGCCAGAUGGCGAUAGUGGGUUUAUUGACAGCUAGAGGGAGAUAGUUGGUUUAUUGACAGCUUAAGGGAGAUAGUUGAUUUAUUGAUAGCUAGAGGGAGAUACAGUAGCUAGAGUGAGAUAGCGAAGUGGAGAUAGUAGGUGUAAUGACAGCUAGAGGGAGAAAGUGGGUUUAUUGACAGCUAGAGAGAGAUAUCUAGAGGUAGAUAGUGGAUUAAUUGACCGCUAGAUGGAGACGGUGGGUUUAUAAUCCCCUCAAGAAAAAAAACGUCCCGCGUCUGAAUCUAGCUGAUGAUCCCUGUUGUAGGCUAUCUAUUGCUUAUCUUCUCCAAUGGUAAUUUAUUAUCAAGCUUUAAGAGAUUUGGAUCGGUCCUAAGAGACUUAAGGUGUUGUAUUAUUUUGUGUAAUAAGAUCCAUAUUUUAUUCCACAGAUCUUCCUGAACAAACCCAUUCGGAGUGGAUGACAGUACUGUAGAAUGGAUGAAGGAACAGUCGAACAGGAAAGUUGUAGUUACUAGCUCUUGGUGGACAAUAUCUAAAUGACAAGGGCUGGUGUCACCACAACCAGCUCCGGUCCACAGACCCGUGAAGUGCCCAGCCUCGACCCCAGCCUGCACCUCUCAGGGGCCUCCUACUGAUCCAACCCCAGCCUGUACCGAACUCUCAGGGGCCUCCUACUGCCCCAACCCCAGCCUGCACCUCUCAGGGGCCUCCUGCUGCCCCAACCCCAGCCUGCACCGACAUCUCAGGGGCCUCCUGCUGCCCCAACCCCAGAGGGAUGAACCGUGUUGGUGUUGCGGGCGGGAUCUGAAUCCGGCUCUCCCACGGGAGAAACCAACUUCUUUACCGUUAGCCCAAUAGGAAAUUCCCUUUUGACUGUGAGCCUGACUCACGUUCGAUACAUUGGCGCUAUGGAGGAAGAUAUACCACCCCUCUUAGAGCCAGACAUCCUGACACCAGCCUGCCCCAGCCUUAGCCGCAGACGGAUGUACAGGCUCUGUUCUACGGAGGCCAUACCACCCCUCCCAGACACCCAGCCUAAACCUGCACUCACCUCCCAGGGCCCAGAGCCCCACUGCUGCCCAGGUCUUAGCCCCAGCCCUGGCCCCGGCUCCAUGGAGCCCAUAUCGCCUAAGCCAAAUACCCAGACAGAGAACAGCAUCACUGACCCUGGCACACUUGUCUUAAUCCACCCCCCACAGGGGCCAGUGGCCCCUCAUCGCCCCUGCCCCAGUCACAAACGGAUACAUGGUGUUGGUAUUGGUAUCAGUGUUGGCCCUAUGGAACCUAUACCCCCUCACUCAAAUACCCAGGCCAGUGUCACUGACCCUGACACACUUAACCUAAUCCAGGAGACGCGACAGAUGCGACAGAUUACCCAAAAAAGUGACACAGUGGAGGGCAAUGUGACUGACUGUCACUGUGACACACAUGUCUUAAUGCUAGUCACCCAGGAUCCGGUGACAGGACUCUUACACCACCAGCACCAUGUUAGGACAGAGAAAGAGGACAUGGCCCAGUCAGAGGGACUAGCACCAGGCUAUCAUGAUGCUACACCACCACCUGUUGAUGCUUAUUGGGUCUUAUGUGAUAGCAUCACUAGUGUGACACAUGAUGGGACAGAGGGAGCUAGUUUAAAGUCCUCAGAGGAAAACAAUGACAGUCCUAACGAGUUGUGGCUGGACGCCUGCCAGUAUCAGACCCUGGCAGCUGAGGAUGGGGAGGGGGAAGAAGGUGCUAUUUUGGGUGGGGACGAGUGGGGCCUUUAUCCUAUCAGAGGCAGCGGUGUCACAGAAUGUCCGGACAACACAAAGGAGUCGGGUUUCCUACUGGGAACGGACGCUGCUAUUGGUCAGGGAGGCUGUGAUUCGGACCAGUGGUUGUCUGUGCCACCUUUUGAUAGGUCUGUGUCCACUGACAGCUGGUAUAGCACGUUCUCCGACUGGGCUGUCAUAGUUCCUGGAGGAGGACCGCGACCCGAAGACUUUACAGGAACAGCUGCACUCACACAGAAACAGGGACAGGCACAAGCAUAUCCACAGACACCCAUGGCCAUCCAACACCAGGCAGUGGAGCCACGAGCCAGCACAGAGAGCCCCAUCCUCGCUGGGCCAGAAGAGCUACUGGAAGUGGGUAGCCUCCAGGACAGGGAAGGGGAAGGGGAAGACACCCAGACAGAGGAGUCCCACAGCGGGUGCAUAUCAUCAGCAGGGCAGGGAGAUCAGGAGCCUGUUGGAGAGCUGGUGAUCACUGAGGAUGACUGCUCUGCCUAUCCCACAGAUAGCCACUCAACCCUGGGUUCAUCGUCUGACACACUGGCCUUUCCCACCACCAAACUCUACGGGCUGGUGAUCAAUACGACUGAGGCAGUGCUGACUCCUCCGCCCAUGUCCUUUUCCUCAUCCGCCUCGGGUGCUGCUCCUGUGGGGAGAGAUGUGUUGGAAAUGGAAACAGACAUUGAUAUUAGCCACAAGAGAGACAGUUAUUUACUAGAGGACAGUGUUGGCAGAUUUCAGAACCAGCACCUUAGAGAUGCAGUGCGGAAUGUGACAGAAAAUAAUGUCUCCCAGCUGGGCGGCUUGUUCAUUGAGGGGGAAGAUGAAGAAAGAAGUUAUGGGUCGGUGAGCGUCUCCGGUUACCCUUCCAGUAGCAAGGCACAUCAGGUGGAGCAUCUGUGUGGCGACAAGAGACAUCAACAGUCAUUUAAGAAGUUUCAAUGUACCACAGACUCUGACAGGAACACAUACUUGACGGCACACAGAGACACACCGUCCCGAGGCACUAAGGUGGACAUACAUGUGUCCCCCAACACAGACAGGAAGGACCUCCAGGAGACAGAGGGGAAGAGGCCACAGUGGGGGAAUCCACCAUUUUUAAUGCCUGUUAUGCCUUUAGCUCCUCUGAGUCUCAGCGUGGGCCGAUCUCUCUUUUGCCGGACGAACAGUGCUUUGGAAGGGGAUAUCAUCCAAGCCAGUCCUAAGAGCUCACUACUCAAUGAACAGAAAGGUCAGAGUUGUGGGUUUAUACAAUCUAAUGUGCCCCGACUGCCCGUUUUGCCCGCCUGUUUCCGAGGGAAGUUUGAUAAGAAGACACCUGUGGUAAACAAAGAGGAAAAACUGUUGUUGACGAAAACAAAGAGGAAUACAGGUUCUAGAGAUACAACAUCAGAGGACAAAGGUGGAAAGUUGACUAUUUGCUCUGGGUGGAAUCUGAACAGGGACUUUCCAGCAUCGUCUUCGUCAAGUGAGGAAUCAACAGCAUCUUGGUCUCUUGACAGAAAGAAAAACAUCACAGUCCCACAUGAGGUCAGCUCCCUCGGUAAAGAACUCUCCAACUAUAUCAUUGUGACCGGUGAUCACUUGAUGAUCUCAGAGAAGGAACGUGUUGCAUACUUAACUCUAGACCAGGAGAACCCGCUAGACUCCAGAACGUCCUUGUUGAAACAAAUACAAUCAGACAGAAAUAAAGAACCCAAUCACUGUGUUACAGCAGACGUAAAGAAAGGCUCCAAGAUGCCUCAUAAAACCAGAACACACUCCAAAAAAGACAAGCCAGCUGUGGUUCACCAUCUGGCCCCACCAACCUCCAAAACACAAGAGAACCUACCGCUCGGAUCUAACAUUAAAUGUGGUCCCCUAACAACACGCGAGGAUGGCGACGAUGGAUCUGUGACUGUCAAAGAGACUAUCGUCAUAACAGAGAACGUUAACACCAAAGGCCACGCCCACGGGAAGAAGAAGAAACACUCUGGGAAACACUCCCAGAAUGCAACAGUGAAGAGCGAGGGGGUAGAGCCCCUGGUUGAGGUGGAGAACAGGGCUAAACAGAAGACUGCUACCAAUGGGAAAAUAGACACCUUUGUUGCCAAAUUUGGACCCAAGGCUGGGAAAACCAAAGAUAAGACUACAGCAGCUCUGCCUUGUAAGAAGGACAGUGUUCAUUCAGACAGCGCUCAGAAACAACCUGGUGUGAAAUCUUUGGUUGACGCUUCUGUCAUCAGCCAAGGUGCCACAGUGAGUGACCCUUCCUCCAAGGUGCCCCAGUCUACCAUCCCCAUUGGCCAGCAGCCCAAUGAUGAUGUCAUCAAGCGGCGCCGUCUGUCUGAGGACAAGUUUGGUAAACACGAACCCAAGGCUGCUGUUGAGACAACUCGUAGGAAGGCCUACAGCGAUGUACUGAAACAGAGAACACAUCAUGCACCAAAAGAAGUGCCCAGAGUGGUGCAGCGGAUCCAGGCAGUGGCUGUCAGUGGCGAUCCUCAGAGUCUCAGUCUAGGGUGUCAGUUCACGGCUGUCUUUACUGACUACACCGUCACCUGGACCAGAGAGGGGGCAGUGCUGGCUGAGAUCAAGAGAAGUGCUGGAGAUGAGAGCAGAGUGUGCCUCACCAUCACCAAGGCCUCCAAUAAAGAUCUGGGGAAGUACCGCUGUAGUCUCCUCUGUUCCCAUGGCUCUGUCAUCCUGGACUACCUCCUCACCUACGAGGUGCUGAGUGAGAUUGUCAUCCUGGCUCAUCCCCAGAAAAACACCACAGCUGCUCCCACUGAGCUAGUAGGCGAAGAGGAGGAUGUGAAAUGUUCCUGUCUGUUGUUCAAAGAGGACUUCCUGUCAGAGCAGUACUUUGAUAAGAACCAGCCAGCCAGUCUGGUGACAGAGAAGGAACACUUUGGAGAGGGUAUGCACCGAAGGGCCUUCCGGACCAGGCUCAAGGCCGGUAUGGUGCCCGUCUUCACCCAGGGCCACCACUGUGUGCUCAAGGUACACAACGCUAUCAGCUACGGGACCCAGAACAACGAGGAGUUGGUUCAGAAAAACUAUAACCUGGCCGUGGAGGAGUGCCAUGUUCAGAACACAGCCAGAGAGUACAUCAAGGUCUGGACAGCCGUGGCCCAGGCACAGGAAGCCUUCGGAGAAGUUCCAGAGAUUAUACCAAUAUACCUGGUCCACCGUCUGUCUAACGACAUCCCGUAUGCCACCCUGGAAGAGGAGCUGAUGGGGGAGUUUGUCAAGUACUCUGUUCGGGACGGAAAGGAGAUCAACCUAAAGAGGAAUGACUCAGAGGCAGGACAGAAGUGUUGUACCUUCCAGCACUGGGUCUACCACAAGACUGAGGGUAACCUGCUCGUCACUGACAUGCAAGGAGUUGGCAUGAGAUUGACAGAUGUUGGAAUAGCCACGUGUAAGAAAGGAUACAAGGGGUUCAAGGGGAACUGUGCCACGUCAUUCAUUGAUCAGUUCAAAGCCUUGCAUCUGUGCAACAAGUACUGUGAGAUCCUUGGACUCAAGUCUUUACAGCCAAAACCCAAAAAGACUGUGGUUCCUAAACCCAAGCCAACUCAACCUGCCACAAAGACUAAAAAGACUAUCGGACCCACCCUGAAGAGCAAAUCCUGAUAGGAGGAGGGCCUUUACAUUUUAAAAUUGUCUCAUUCAGAUAAGAAUCAAUUUUUACAAGAGAGACCUGAUAGUAGACCUAACAGAUUUGAUACUGGGGAAUAUCGCCCAAUGAAUAAACCUGAUCUACAAUACACUAGAGCGCUACCCGGACACGGGGGGGUUGUCUAUCUGGUGUAUAAAGAGACUGUUGGGUCAAAGGCAGUACGGCUGUAUGAAUAAAUGUACUGAAGAUGACCUGAAGUGUUGUAGCCGUCUGCCAGUACUCUUCAGUCAAUCUACCUGGAGAGGAUCUGCUGCUGUCAACCAUGAAGGGCUUGUCUCAUUCACUUGAAUAGGUUCUCAUGUAUUUCUCACGCUGUGAUGAAGCUGUGAUGAUUAGAACGAAGAGGUAGUAUAAUCAGAGAUAAUACGUUUCUACCAUCUCUGGUAGUGUUUCUGUCUUUGAUGAGGUAGCAUAGCUACAGGCUAUGUUGUUUCUUCUGUGUUUAGUUAGUUUUCUUUUAGUGUAUUUCAUUUUUUUGUACUUUUUGUGGACACAUUUAAACAUUUGUUUUAAGAAAAUGUGUAAAACAUAAUUAUUGUGUAAGAACAUAGACACUGCAAGAAAAUUAUAUAAAUCAUAGGACUACAAUUUUAUGCAUUUUCUAUGAUGUACAUGAUGAGUGAAAAUCUAUAUUUAUAUAUUUGUGUUACAUGCGUUUCUUUUUGAUUUUGUCUUUUGUUGUUGUAAGGUAACUAGAGGUUGCCAAUAGAUGUACUUUGAAAUUAUGUAUAACAGAUAUUUAAGAUGUACAGUAUCAAACUGAAAAAUAUAUGAUGGUACGGUAAUGGUACAUGUAUGGUACUGCAAAUAGCAGCGAUAUGGUAGUAGCCUGCAGCACAGAUACAGUGACAGAAUAAUGAAGGACCAGUCAGAGUGAGAGUACACUUCUUCGCCCCCUGAGAUCUCCUCCUCUUGACAUCCCAAGCCAGCUGUCUGAUGUGCUUGGCCCGGACAGAAUGCCUCCAGCUACGCUACCCCUGCAGUCUGCCUCAGAGAUGAAACGACUCAAUAUCGCCAUCUGCUGGCUUUUUGGACUACCUCAGCGCUAGGCUACAGUAAACAAUGUCCGCCAUGUCUGAGUAAUCCUCCAGCUGAUGUAUUAAUUCAUACUGUCUCUCAGAUUCAAUACAAAACAAAUGAUCCAUAUCACCAUAUGGAUAUUAGGUUAUAUGUAAUCGGAUAUUGCCUUUUCCAUUAGAGUGUAAUACUUCUCUGGAGCCUUGCGCUUGAUGUUUGAUAAGUUAGAUAUUAUCGUGUGAUGUCGGUGGUGCAGCACACUCAAGUGAAUGUAACUCAUGUAGGGCCCCGAUACCGAUUUAUGAAUGUAUGUUUUUUCUAAACACUUCUCAGUAUUUGGUAUUCAGACUUAACAUAUUCAGUUGCCUCUGCCGGUGUGGCUACCUUGUACCAGUUGCCUCUGCCGGUGUGGCUACCUUGUACCAGUUGCCUCUGCCGGUGUGGCUACCUUGUACCAGUUGCCUCUGCCGGUGUGGCUACCUUGUACCAGUUGCCUCUGCCGGUGUGGCUACCUUGUACCAGUUGCCUCUGCCGGUGUGGCUACCUUGUACCAGUUGCCUCUGCCGGUGUGGCUACCUUGUACCAGUUGCCUCUGCCGGUGUGGCUACCUUGUACCAGUUGCCUCUGCCGGUGUGGCUACCUUGCGCGCUCUGAAUAAAUGUCAUUCAUCCACUGAAAACACUCCACUUGCUGGCCAACAGAUUUUCUCGUGAACUUUUAUUCAAUGGGGUUUUCAGUACAUGUAUCUUAAACCAUCCCUUUAAACACAGAAUAUACUGUAGAAAUCAAUGAAAGACAGCCAUCUAUGCAUAUUUGUUUCUGUUUCAGCACCAACUGGUAGAUUUAAAAAUACGUUGAUCUUGUAGAUUAUUUAGGCACAUUUGGCGGUUAGGAAAUAGCCUAUGUAUGAAUAAAAUAAAACAGUUUGGAGAGCCAUUUAUGCACAGAAUGUAUUGAUGAAUAAAAUAAAACAGGUUGGAGAGCCUUUAUGCACAGAAUAUAUUGAUGAAUAAAAGAUACAGUGGUUUGAUUCAUCCUGAAAGUUGUCAUAGUCAAGUUCACAAUAAGGGUUGAACAAUAAAAUCCAGCCUAAUUCUCACUAAUCAUCAACGGUCCAGUCAUGUUGAACCGUGCGCCAGGCUCCAGGUUUAACCUGCUAUGUGCGGGCUGAGUUCUAGACUAAUGCAAACAGGCUACGUUACGUGGCCCCCAAUUAUUGCACAACGUUAGCCUAAUAUAAUACUAGCGAGCCUCAGGAACAGUUUACAAGGACGUGACAGAGGAAAGAAAGGUAAAUGUAAUGGAAUGAUGCAAAAAUAAAUAUAUGUGGAUAUUACUGACGGUGGCUAACGAUAGUGGCUAAUAUUUAACAUGAUACAAAUUGUAAAAUAAAACAGAAAAACCCGGGCAUAUAAUCCAAACAUUAUAAAACGCGUACAUCAACUCGGCAGUUUCAGCCCUUCAGAAGCCUAUAGCUUGGCUCUCCACAUUUCAUCCCAGAAAAUCACGAGGGCACGCAAUUAAAAUCGGAAUGGCACAGCUAUUUAUGUCCUAUUUCAAUGUGGCCACAAUACAUUUCAUGUUGAUAUGAUUUUCAGUUUGCUUCCAUAUGGCUAGUUUCACAAUCCACUUCUCCAAACGGAUUACUAAAUUAUUUAGGUCUUAUAAAUGUAUCAAUUAAGGUGCAUGGAGAAUGCUGUUAUUUCUAUUUGAAGAAAAAAAAGCAGAUGCUUUUUCCCACUUGGAGUGGAGGCUGCUGAGGGAAGGACGGCUCAUAAUAAUGGCCUGAAAUGGAGCUAAUGGAAAUGGCAUCAAACACCUGGAAACCAUGGAAACCAUGUGUUUGAUGUAUUUGAUACCAUUCCACAGAUUCCACUCCAGCCAUUACCAUGAGCCCCUCCUCCCCAAUUAAGGUGCCACCAACCUCCUGUGACCGAUUGUCUGAAAACCAAUGGCCCCAUUAACACUGUAGGCUCCCUCUUUGUGUCCCAGGAAGUGUUGUUUUUCUGCCUAGUGAUUCUCACUGAAACACUAAACUUUAUUGGAAUUUAAAUUUCCGAAGUGUGAAAGGUCAUGUCCUACAGCCAUUAAACUGGACACCAAAGACCAACUCAUGUCCUACAGCCAUUAAACUAGACACCAAAGACCAACAUUAUGUAAGUAGAGACAUGUUUUUAAUUUGGUUACAUUGACAACAACAUAGACAGCACAGAGGACGCAACACCGUUUUCCUCCAGCAUCACAUGAAAACACAAUGGGUCAUGUAUCUCGGUCUCUAAAAGAUGUCUGUGCAUUAGUAACACGGUAUAACGUGUAGGCAGAGAAGGAAAUGGGUCAGCAAGCAUCUGAAGCUUCAUGUUU
This is a messenger RNA of Salvelinus fontinalis (brook trout), 15187 nucleotides long. RefSeq names its product alpha-kinase 2 (gene alpk2). Bases 7282 to 11763 code for a protein of 1493 amino acids. NCBI's taxonomy places the organism in Eukaryota, Metazoa, Chordata, Actinopteri, Salmoniformes, Salmonidae. Gene Ontology annotation, molecular function: protein serine/threonine kinase activity; ATP binding. The transcript has 10 exons. The record is from RefSeq and is a predicted model, not a curated record. Gene Ontology annotation, biological process: protein phosphorylation.